UGGUCGGAACGCAGAGGGGCGAUAUAAAAAGCGCGCGUCCCGAAUAGGCUUGCAUUUGGCAGUGGUGGAAUGGGGGUGGUUGAUUCUGUGCCGCGAUGUCGUUGUGAUAUGAGCUUAUUGAUUAUUUUUUCUUUUAAAGCAGCUCCUUUUUUUUAAGGGAAGGCUUCCUUCUCCUGUACGUUUAGGGCGGCUGUCCGCUGGCGGCGAUUCCCUGUAAGUUGCGUGCAUCGGCAGAAAGGCGGCAUGGAGUGCAAGCUGGAAGCUCACCGUAUCGUCAGCAUUUCGCUAGGCAAGAUGUACAGUGCGCGGGGUCAACGUGGCGGCGUGAAAUUACACAAAAAUCUUCUCGUGUCGCUUGUCCUGCGCAGCGCCCGGCAAGUCUACCUGAGUGAACUCGAUUGCUCAGCUUCGCCUCCUCUCGCUGCUGCUGCCUCGCCGCCGCCGGCCGCCGGGGCGAAUCCCCUCCGAGAAGCGGGGGAGGGAGGAGAAUCCCCGCCGCUGCCCUUUUUCUCUCAUCCUCGCGCCUUUCUGCCGCCAACGCGGGCGGCGUUGUUGUCCGAUCCCCGGGCUUCUCCGUUGUCCCGGAAGCUCCCGCCGCCGGACUGGGAAGUUCCGCGGUUGCCACGCUGCUGCUGCUGCGGCUGCUGCUCCUCUUUCGUGAGCGAAGCUGGCAAACGGCCGGCCGAGGCUCCUCCUGCGCUCUACUGCUCCAGAAAGCGGAACGCUGCUGUGCAGCCCGACAGCGGGACCGAGGAAACGUCUCCGGGGAGCUCCCCGCUGAAAAAGGUCCGCAGGGAGGAAGAGGAGGACAUGGAGACGGGCAAUGUGGCCAGUCUCAUCAGCAUCUUCGGCUCCAGUUUCUCGGGACUGCUCAGCAAAAAGUCCUGCGGGGGCGAGAGGGAGGGCAGCAACCAGCGGGGAAGGCGGCAAGAGGAGGAGGAGGAGGCGGCGGCAGGAGCGGCUGAGGCAGAGUCCGGGCAAAUCUGUUGCGACGAGUCGGUGCUGCGGAACCUCAACCCCUGGAGCACGGCUAUCGUGGCCUUCUGAACUUCUCCAUCCUCCCCAGCUGACCCUGGUGGCAGAAUAUGGGACCGCGCUGAUUCAGAAGCUGGAGGGAAUUGGUUUGCCGUUGAAUAGGAACGGGGACUCGUCGCUCCAGGCGCUGCUCCUCCUCAAGAAGAGGCGAGGGCUGUGGUGAUGGGACUCAGUCAGAGCAGCCCCCAGAAGCCUUCUCUCCUGAGUGCCCUUGGUGGCUGCGUCUCAUUCUGCAUGAAAGCAUUUCAGCUUGUUUCCACCUGCUUGGAAUCUCCCUUUCCCCUUUUCUCUCCCCACCUCCAGGCUUUAGGGAAGGAUAGAGCAGACCCCUUGUUAUCCUACCAUGCAGAGCAUGUUCCCUAAGCAACCACUGCAGAGUUUGCUAUAAGUCUCAGAUGACAUUUGGGACCAAAGGAAGGGGGGCUUGCUUAGCCUGCUAGGCUGCGUUGAUGAUGGUGCUGCUGAGGUGUGUUAACAGAUCUAUGGUUUGGAGUUCCCUGGGGCUUUUAUUGCUCCUGGUCUUUGUUAUAUAAAGGCCCUUGAAGGAAGGUGGGUCUUAAUGGAUGUUUUGUACAGUAUGCUCUUUCUCUGGUUGUGUUUCGUAUGAAAAUGUAACUGCGUGCGUAACAGGUAUUAAAUAUUUUGACGUUGUUACAUUA
This is a messenger RNA of Candoia aspera, 1694 nucleotides long. RefSeq names its product immediate early response 5 (gene IER5). The transcript has a single exon. Bases 244 to 1047 code for a protein of 267 amino acids. Lineage: Eukaryota; Metazoa; Chordata; Lepidosauria; Squamata; Candoiidae. The record is from RefSeq and is a predicted model, not a curated record.